CCUUGGAAAACACUAUAUAUAAAUGGUCCAGUCUUUUGAAACAACAAAAUAAUUGUGUGAAUCAUAGCUGAUAGUCUUUGAUUAAAUAAAUGGGUAAUUAUGACUACAAGAUUCCACUCUUUUUUUAUAAGUUGUCCAAUGCAGCAAUUUUUAUAUAUAUAUAUAUAUAUAUAUUUUUAGUACAACUAAAAUAGUACAACUGAAAUUUGGCAUCCUAUAAAAAAAUACUAUACCAUUGACAGAAUAGUGCUAAUGCUGCAAUAAUGUUGUUGUUAUGAUAAAUAUUUCCAGCAAGUAAAUGAUGGCUUCCUCCUUUUCUCCAUUGAUAUUCCCAGCAGAAGAAUGGCAUUCUAAAGAGACUGUGAUCAAUCAACUAAUCCACUUCCAUAAGAAGCUUGCAAAAACACCUAAUCUAGAGGAAGCAAAAAAACAGAAUAAUGCACAUAUCGACGAUUUGAAGUCGUUUCUCAAAAAAGAAGGUUUGUGCAAGUACGUUGAUUAUACCGGCUCUGCAUACGAGGGAGUGAAAACAACUGAGGGGGAGUUGGAGUUUGACAUAAUGUUUGUAGCCGAUGGAAACGAUUUAGAAUUUACACCACUGCCAACUGAAGAUGGCUAUGUCUACAUUCACAAUAAAACCGGACUGAGUAGUUUGAGCAAAUUUGCAGACAAGAAUAACAAUCAACUUUUGCCAAAACGUUUCUUAGAAAAGUUCUACAGUGUUGUUGAUAAGUUUAUAGACAAGCAUAAAUACCGGGGGAUCAUGAAGUUAAGGAAUCAUGGCCCUGCUGUGCAAAUGGAUGUGAUGCACAAAGAUGGAAGAUUAUGGUACAGUGUGGAUAUGGUGCCUGCUGUUGAAACUCGCUGUAGUCAUGAUGUUCUAAGAUAUGUUGCCAAGCCCUUGGAUGAUGAUGAAGCCACUUGGAGACAGUCGUUUUCCAAAGAGGAAAAAAAAUUUCUGCAAAACCUAGACAAAAACAACAGCUGCCAUCGGCAGGUUUUACGCAUUUUAAAAACUCUAUGUAAACGUGAUUCGACAUUAAUGACGUUGAACUCAUAUCUUUUAAAAACUGUUUUAUUCCAUUCUGUUCAACAUUUGGAGUUAUCUUGGAGAAGCAGUGAUGUGGAGAAGAGAGUUUUUUCAAUGCUUGGUAUUAUUGAAAAUUAUAUUACGAAAAAGCGUUUACCCCAUUUUUAUCUACCAACAGUGAAUCUUAUACACGAUUUUGAGCCUCAGCAAGUUAGAUGUAUUUGUAACAGACUAAAAAACCUUCGAACGAAAGAAAAGAAGUUUAUGAAAGCUUUUGAAGUAGACAAAGAGAAAACUUGAGGGAAAGAUGUUUUUGUAUGAAUUAAUUCGUAAAAAAUUCGUACCUUGAGAUGUUGACUAAAUUAAAAUCCUAAAUAUAACCAAAUCCAUGCAAAAUUUUACCCGAAUUUUAUGGUGAAAGGAGGAGUGAAUUAUUUGUCAUAAUUAAGAUAAGGUUUUGUUGUUGUUUUUGCAGACCCACUGAUGGCUUUGUAGUAGAGUGUUUGCAUCACUGCCAAAGGUCUUGGGUUCAAACCCUGGUUGAGUUAUGCCAGAGGCUUUCAAAGUGUGAACCUAUCCUUUCUGCUUAGUACAGGAAUAAGAUUAAUAUCUUAGUGUUUUUCUAGCUGAGCAGCUGCUGUGCUAUCAGCUAAUGCACUGGGGCCCCCUUUGCAGGACCUUCAUUGAUAACAGUACUAUUAGAAAUUAAAGAGGCUAUCGGGGGUAAAUAAUAAAAAUGGAACUUGCAAAAGAAAUUUCCCCAAAAAAAUUAUUUAUACUAAAUAGCCCACUAUUUGACUAGAUGUGACUCAGAAAUACACCUAAAUAUUUAAAGUUUUAUUGGUCACCAGAUCUAUACAUCUUUGCCCCAAACCGCAAUUCAAUGUACGCAUUUCAUGAGCCACACCUUAUAAAAUUUUAUUUAUAUUUUUACAUCAAUUUUUUAAACAAGUUAAUAUUAUAAAUAUAUAAUAAAGUAUAAAUUUUUAUGUAAUCUUAUUUGGAGAAUUUUAUUUGAUUUCUAACUUA
This is a messenger RNA of Hydractinia symbiolongicarpus, 2059 nucleotides long. Its product is annotated as cyclic GMP-AMP synthase-like. The record is from RefSeq and is a predicted model, not a curated record. The transcript is spliced from 4 exons. Bases 299 to 1330 code for a protein of 343 amino acids. Lineage: Eukaryota; Metazoa; Cnidaria; Hydrozoa; Anthoathecata; Hydractiniidae.